AUGACGCCAACCAAUGAAAUUGCUUCUUCAGAACAUGUAAAAUCGUAUGAUAAAGAAAAUGAAGAGUUGCUUUUGAGUGACUUCCUUGAGGAUGAAAUCGCUUCCAAUGACGAAGCUCUAUUGAAUGCUAAUUUUGAUAAAGUAUGUCAGAUUGCUAGCAAAGAUGAUAGCGAUUUUUUGCAUGAUGCUCCGUUUCUUGGGGCCUACCAAACGCCAGCUAAAAAGAAAAUACUAUCUUCCAAAUCUGGCAUUUUGUUAUAG
This is a messenger RNA of Protopolystoma xenopodis, 261 nucleotides long. NCBI's taxonomy places the organism in Eukaryota, Metazoa, Platyhelminthes, Monogenea, Polystomatidea, Polystomatidae. The record is from the annotation of a GenBank genome assembly.